AUCUCCCAGUUCUAUAAAUUGAAUCGCAAAACCUUAUGCAACGAUCACAGUCUGUUCUAGUUAUACAUACAAGUCUUUCUUGGUUCGAAGAGAAGAGAAAAUGGUGAAGAAGAGUUACCCGGAAGUGAAGGAAGAGUACAAGAAAGCUGUUCAGAGGUGCAAGAGAAAGCUCCGUGGUCUUAUCGCCGAGAAGCACUGUGCUCCCAUCGUUCUCCGUCUUGCAUGGCACUCGGCUGGGACAUAUGACUUGAAGACGAAGACGGGAGGACCGUUUGGGACGAUAAGGCUUCCACAAGAGCUAGCUGAUGAUGCUAACAAAGGUCUUGAUAUUGCUGUCAGGCUUCUUGAGCCUAUCAAAGACAUGUUCCCCAUCUUGUCCUACGCUGAUUUUUACCAGCUAGCUGGAGUUGUUGCUGUUGAGAUCACUGGAGGACCCGAGAUUCCUUUUCAUCCUGGUAGAUUGGACAAAGUUGAGCCACCUCCUGAAGGUCGUCUACCUCAAGCCACCAAAGGGGUGGAUCAUCUGAGAGAGGUAUUUGGUCGGAUGGGACUCAAUGACAAAGAUAUCGUUGCAUUGUCUGGUGGACACACCUUGGGUCGGUGCCACAAGGAACGCUCCGGAUUCGAAGGACCAUGGACACAAAACCCUCUCAUUUUUGACAACUCUUAUUUCAAAGAGUUACUAAGCGGAGAGAAAGAAGGACUUCUUCAACUUCCAACCGACAAGGCUCUCCUUGAGGAUCCCAUCUUUCGUCCUCUCGUUGAGAGAUAUGCAGCAGACGAAGAUGCCUUCUUCGAAGACUAUACUAAAGCUCAUCUCAAGUUGUCGGAACUCGGGUUUGCUGACAAGGAGUAAUCUGGAAGCUGGUGGUGACCAGGUCCUAUCUCGUAAAUCUUGUUCCAUUGUUAUUGUAAUCACAUAAAAAAGUAAAACAUAAAUAAAAAAGGACUAUGUAUUGCUGCACUGGUAUGCAUUGGGCUAUGAAAUAAUACACAAUUCAGUUGAUG
Molecule: messenger RNA, 1008 nt
Organism: Brassica oleracea var. oleracea
Lineage: Eukaryota; Viridiplantae; Streptophyta; Magnoliopsida; Brassicales; Brassicaceae
Product: L-ascorbate peroxidase 2, cytosolic
Exons: 9
Coding region: 101-856 (251 amino acids)
Biological process (GO): cellular response to oxidative stress; response to reactive oxygen species; hydrogen peroxide catabolic process
Molecular function (GO): peroxidase activity; heme binding
Source: RefSeq, a predicted model, not a curated record